GAAUGCCCUAACAGCAAGAGGAGCAGCAAAAAUAAAGAAAUUUCAAAAUAAGCAUCCAUCUAUCCAUCAUGGCUAGCGAAGCUAAACUCAAGGAAUAUUACGAUGUGGCCCUGGAUCUGGUGAAAAAAUGUGGCCCACUUAUGCAGGAGGGUUAUGAAAAGAAAAAAACCGAUUACAAAGUCAAAGCCGACUUUUACGAUUUGGUCACUGUUUAUGACAAACAAAUCGAGGAUUUGCUAACUGAGGGCCUUUUGAAAGCCUUUCCUGAAUCCCUAAUCAUUGGCGAAGAGGAGUCGGCAGAAUCACAUCGUGAAGCGGUACUAACAGAUGCUCCCACCUGGAUAAUCGACCCAAUUGAUGGCACAACAAAUUUUAUACAUCGCAUCCCGCAUUGUUGUAUUUCGGUGGGUUUGGCCAUUAAUAAAGAGCUGGUGGCUGGAAUUAUCUACAAUCCCCCCCUAAACGAACUAUUCUCAGCAUGGAAAGGUAAUGGGGCCUUUUUGAAUGGCCAGCGGAUUGAGACCUCAAAAGUAACUACGAUUAGUCAAGCUGUUGUGGCCUAUGAGAUCUCACUCAUCCAUGCUGCGCGUGUGAGGGAUAAAAAUAUUAAAAGACUAUAUAAAUUGGGCUCCAAUGCCACUGGUACCCGUUGCUUUGGUAGUGCCGCUUUAACUCUUUGCUAUGUGGCCACCGGCCAAUGUGAUGCCUAUCAUGUGGAAGAUCUAAAGCCAUGGGAUCUAGCUGCCGGAGCUAUUAUAUUAACCGAAGCUGGCGGUACUAUUUGCCAUACAAAGGGUGGUAAAUUCGAUGUGAUGAAACCGGAUUGUGUUUGUUCAGCAACGCCCGAAUUGGCCAAAAAUGUCAUUGCUCUUAUCGAGGAGGCUAAUCAGAUAACUGAAUAUACCUUCAAGUAGAUGAGAUCUGAACAAAGUUUGUUAAAAAAAAACAAAACAAAUACAUGCAGCUCAACCAUUUUGUAUAAAGAUAAAAUUUAUAAAAAUACAUUUGAAACUUUUUCCCGUU
This is a messenger RNA of Drosophila willistoni, 1023 nucleotides long. Its product is annotated as inositol monophosphatase 2. The record is from RefSeq and is a predicted model, not a curated record. Bases 69 to 914 code for a protein of 281 amino acids. Gene Ontology annotation, molecular function: inositol monophosphate 1-phosphatase activity. NCBI's taxonomy places the organism in Eukaryota, Metazoa, Arthropoda, Insecta, Diptera, Drosophilidae. Gene Ontology annotation, biological process: signal transduction; inositol metabolic process; phosphatidylinositol phosphate biosynthetic process. The transcript is spliced from 3 exons.